Messenger RNA from Hippocampus comes (tiger tail seahorse), 1357 nucleotides. Its product is annotated as corepressor interacting with RBPJ, CIR1. The record is from RefSeq and is a predicted model, not a curated record. Gene Ontology annotation, molecular function: transcription corepressor activity. The coding region runs from base 18 to 1019 and encodes 333 amino acids. The transcript is spliced from 8 exons. NCBI's taxonomy places the organism in Eukaryota, Metazoa, Chordata, Actinopteri, Syngnathiformes, Syngnathidae. Gene Ontology annotation, biological process: negative regulation of DNA-templated transcription. Gene Ontology annotation, cellular component: nucleus.
UCUCCUUUAGGGUGUUGAUGGGGGAUGAUCGGGUUAAAAAUGGCCUCAAUUUCAUGUAUGAGGCUCCACCGGGAGCAUCUAAAGAGGAGAAAGCAGAGGAGGGAGAAGAAGAGUACAAAUUUGAAUGGCAGAAGGGAGCCCCCAGAGAAAAGUAUGCUAAAGAUGACAUGAACAUCAGAGAUCAGCCUUUUGGAAUCCAGGUGCGCAACGUGCGCUGCAUCAAAUGCCACAAGUGGGGCCACGUGAACACGGACCGAGAAUGCCCUCUGUUUGGACUGUCAGGCAUCAACGCCAGCGCCAUGGCGUCGGAGGAGGCAGCAGGUCCCUCCAUGCACCCGUCGGAGCUCAUGGCCGAGAUGCGUAACAGCGGCUUUGCCCUCAAGAAAUGCGUCCUUGAUCGCAGCGCCACCAUUUGUGAUACAGCGCAGGAAUAUGUUGCGAGUGACCAAGAAGGAGAUCCAGAGGUGGAAUUUUUGAAAUCUUUAACAACCAAGCAGAAACAGAAGCUGCUCAGGAAACUCGACCGUCUGGAGAAGCAGAACUCCAAGAAAAAGACGAGCAAAAAGGAGAAGAAGAAAAAGAGCAAACGGAAGCACAAGAAAAAGCAGGAGAGCAGCGACAGCUCGAGCAGCAGCAGCAGUAGCGACAGCGACGACUCGUCCGGCAGCUCCAGCGACUCGGACGGCAACUUCAAGAGCCAAAAGAAGAAGAAGAAGAAGACGUCCGCCCGCGCGCGCAGCGCCGACAGGCCACAUCAGAGCCGCCAAAAGGCUUCGGCCAGCCCGCACGACGGAGAACGUCGACACACGCGGACACAGAGAGCGAGAAGCCCCGAGGAGAGGAGGAAGAAAAGGGAUCUGCCGGAGGGAGGUCGAGAACGCAAACGAGAGCGGAGCCGAAGCGGCGAGCGGCAUCACAGACCAGACGCUGAGAGGAGGAGGAAGGAAAGGGCGCCGAGUGAGAGAAGUCGAAGCAGAGACAGAAGCAGAAGUCGCGUCAAGAGCAGUAAAAAACACUGAGGGCGCCUUUACAACUCUCAAUACAUAUUUCUCUUUGAAAGGGUUGAAGAGCCGUGCAGUUUCCUUUCCCACCGUUAGAGGGAGGCAGUGGACAAAAUAUCUUCACCUCGACAUGUUCAAUUUAAUGGACUCGCACAAUAUCGUGGAUAUGUGUUGUCUUUUUUUAAACUCUUAAAUAAUAAUUCGUUAUGUGUACAGGCAUCUUUUGAUGCCUUUAAUAAAAAAAUUCAACAAUUCAACCGAUUUUUUUUAACGUGUAAUUGUGUUAAAUGCAUAGCGCUCAUUGUGAAACGACGUAGUGCAAUAUUCUCAUUAUUAAAUACUCCGUAAUUGAACUU